This is a messenger RNA of Gymnodraco acuticeps, 1473 nucleotides long. RefSeq names its product lens fiber major intrinsic protein-like. Lineage: Eukaryota; Metazoa; Chordata; Actinopteri; Perciformes; Bathydraconidae. Bases 363 to 1154 code for a protein of 263 amino acids. Gene Ontology annotation, biological process: transmembrane transport. The record is from RefSeq and is a predicted model, not a curated record. Gene Ontology annotation, cellular component: plasma membrane. The transcript has 4 exons. Gene Ontology annotation, molecular function: water channel activity.
CUGCAGGACAUGCUUAACGUCUGUCUGUCUAUGUUCUUCUACUAAAACCAGCGGGGUUGGCCCAUAGAUGCACAGAGACUGGCAAAUUGCUUCACUCAGGAGCUCUCUAUGACAGAAAUCAGAAUUUAAAACAGCAGAUUGUUCACAGUUACAUGUUGAGCAGUUAACUUGUUGUUGCAUUUAGCUUUAGCAAGGCAGCUUCAGUUUGAGAGCAAAUUAUUUUCAUUUGCUCUGUUUUUUAUAGAUUUCAAACACAGUCACUGUUUUGGAGAUAGUUCCUCUCCUUUUAGGUCACUAGGUAGAUUUUCUCCUGACUUUUCAUCCCUCCAUUGCUUAGAGGUCGCUUUUUGAACCUUUGCACCAUGUGGGAGUUCAGGUCCAUGUCAUUCUGGCGCGCUGUAUUUGCCGAGUUCUAUGGCACCAUGUUCUUCGUAUUCUUUGGGCUGGGGGCAGCCCUCCGCUGGACCACGGGGCCCCUUAAUGUUCUUCAUGUUGCCUUUUGCUUUGGGCUGGCGGCUGCCACCCUCAUCCAGUCCAUCGGCCACAUCAGUGGAGGACACAUCAACCCAGCUGUUACCUUUGCCUACCUGAUUGGCUCUCAGAUGUCGCUGUUCCGCGCUUUCUUCUACAUCGUGGCCCAGUGUCUCGGCGCACUGGCCGGUGCUGCGGUGCUCUACGGGGUCACCCCGACCAACAUGAGGGGCAACCUGGCCCUCAACACGCUGCAGCCAGGAAUCAGCCUGGGCAUGGCCACCACGAUGGAGGUGUUCCUCACCCUGCAGCUUGUCGUGUGCGUCUUUUCUGUGACUGAUGAGAGGCGCAAUGGACGCCUGGGCUCUGCUGCCCUGGCCAUCGGCUUCUCUGUGCUCAUGGGCCAUCUUCUCGGGAUGUACUACACUGGAGCAGGAAUGAACCCAGCAAGGUCCUUCGCCCCUGCUGUCAUGGUCAGGAACUUUGUCAACCACUGGGUGUACUGGGUUGGACCGAUGAUUGGAGCUGCCUUGGGUGCUCUGGUGUACGACUUCAUACUCUUCCCCCGUGUGCGCAACCUCUCCGAAAGGCUCGCUACACUGAAGGGCAUUCGGCCCCCAGAGGCUGAGGGCCAGCAGGAGAACAGGGGGGAUCCCAUCGAGCUCAAGACACAGGCCCUAUAAGCCUGGAGAAGAAGAUUGGCUUUCUGACCUCCCCAUCCCUCACCCCUCACCCCAAUAUCUGCACCCUCAGUUCCCGGUCCAUCCUUAGCCCAUUCAGCAUUUCUGCGCACUUACCCUCCUCCCCGCCUUCACACAUGCUCACACGCAUCCCAGACACCUUUGUUAUCCUGUUCUGCAUCCAGAACUGACCUACUGAAUUACAGUGAAGCGGAACCCGAAGCCCUGACAAUCUCGUCUGAUUUCACCUCCACCCACCCACCCUUCCUCCUCUUCCUUUUCUUCCUCCUCCUCCUCCUCCUCCUCCUCCUCCUCCUCCUCC